Molecule: messenger RNA, 519 nt
Organism: Monascus purpureus
Lineage: Eukaryota; Fungi; Ascomycota; Eurotiomycetes; Eurotiales; Aspergillaceae
Source: the annotation of a GenBank genome assembly
AUGACUCCAAGUCCCACGACACAUCGAUUGACCGAGUAUAAUCUCGCAUUACAUACUCAGCUGCUGGAGCGCGAGUCAGGCACCGUGACAAUACCGUGGGCGGAAAAGGUCAUCAGAGAAGAGGAAGUCCAAAAGUUUUAUUCGGUGAUAGGAACUGGCAUUGUCAACAAGGAUGCGAAUUAUGCCAAUGGCGACUCUGAGGACCAGAGCCACGUAUUCCCCGCGACCAGAGACAGUCCUUCGCAUCUCAGCUCAAGCAUUAAGCUGUUUGAACACGGGCAAGAACAGUAUUUAGAGAGCCCCCUAGAGCGGUUUCUAACCCCAGAUGGGAGCAGUGACCCACGAUAUUUUGCUCGUCCAGCCCUUGAAUGUCUAGAGACCCAUUUCGACAAGGCACAGGGGGUAGCCGAGAGGCAACAGAUGGCGAAAAAUAACGCGAAGUCGGUGGCUAGGACAAAGGCAAAAGCACAAGGAAGCCAGGGGUCAUUGUAUCAUCUUUGGACGGCAUCGACACGGUAG